UUGCGAAGAUCAACAGCUCUUUCUCUCGAGCUUGAAGCUUGAAAUUCCAACUCGCAGGUUCUGGGGAUGCUUCUUGCAUACAAAAAACAAGAGCAAUCUCUUUAUAGGACACGUCUUGAUUCUUAGCAAUUUUUGUCUAUGACUCUUUUCCCCUCUAUACUCUUCUCUUCGUCUCAUACAUCCCACUUCGCACAACUGAACGAUCUGGCUUGGUUUGGCGGGGUGAAUUUACUCCACCACCAGAAAUCUCAACUUUAUUUUGCUGUUUCUCCCUGCAGACUCCAACCGCAAACGUCGUCCCCUGACAAACUCUAAGCUACAAUUAUGGCUUCUGACGACGCAGGCUUCGAAAUGUCUGACAACUUUGGUCUUCAACGUCCCAAUUUCCACAUUGGAUACCACGACUCAAAACGCGAUGAGCCCCUCACCGACAUGCAGUAUGGCCAUCUGCUGAACCAUGGUCUGGCCUUUGCGACGACUCCCAUCACAAACACUCACUUCCGAGACCGUGUCUUCGCUCUUGUUUCUGAGCAUCUGUCCGCUCUAUCCGAAAAUGGCGAGAAGCCUACCACCAGGGCAACUGGCUCACGAGCAGAGCCUAUUUUGCCUCCUCUGACUCCGAAGGACACCGCUCUGUUCCCUAGCGCCGCUGUCAACACCUACACUGCAGUCAUCAGCCCCUGGCUCGACCUUGGAUCUUCUAAUCCCAUCAUCUCAAGCAUCUCCCGUCAGGUCCUCAACGUUGAGAUUAAUUAUGCCAACUUUUGCGGUGUGAGAAGCAUCAUGAUUCCUGCCCCUCGACAGGAUGCUUCCAUUGAUGGCGGCAACCAAAGUCUUGCCCAAUAUGCACGAGCUGUUGAGGAGGCCCUUACCGUUGGAAACCGACUCACUUUCUUGAUUCACAUGCCUAUGUAUCGGGAGCCCGGCCUAGAUACAGAGGGAGCUAAUAUCUCUUCCCUUGAUGUCAAGACUCUGACUAAGACCGAAGGAAAGGAUAUCGAUCUUCUGGCCGCUUGGGAUUCGUGGCACCACGUCCGAAGUGUCUGUAACUACAACACUAGACUCUUUGUUGCUUUGCAAAUUCCCCGUGUUAUGCCCGAGAAGGAUCUUCAGGAUCGUUGGUUUGCUGAGCCUUUGCACUACCUCACAUUUAGCCCUCUGACUUUCCAGGCUAACAAGGCUGGUUUCCCAUCGCUGUCUAAGCACCACCAGAACCUCAUCUUCUCGUACAUGCGCUUGAAGAAUGUCCCAUGGAUUCUACUCUGCGACGUUGGCCCUGAUGUUUCACAUAUUAAGGAUGGCCACCAGUCUCUGCCAACCGCUCAAAACGAGUUCCCCAGUUUGGCCGAAGCUGAGUCUCAGGACCAGUCAACCAAGACCAAGAAUAACGACUAUAUUUCCUAUCUGCAAUGGCUCGAGGACCAGCAGCCACCGUUUAGCUAUCUUGAGAGCCCAACCUUGACCAGUUUCCAAGACUGGCUUCAGUCACCUCUCCAGCCUCUGUCAGACAACCUCGAGUCAGCGACAUAUGAAGUAUUCGAGGGUGAUCCCGUCAAGUAUAGUCAGUACGAGAUCGCCGUGUUUGAGGCUCUCACGGAAUGGAAGGAACUCAAGAAGCCUACCUCUAAGGACGGCAAGGUUGUCGUUGCUGUUGCAGGUUCUGGCCGUGGUCCUCUCGUUACUCGAGCACUCAAGGCGUCCGAGGACGCUGGAGUUCCUAUCGAUAUGUGGGCAGUUGAGAAGAACCCCAACGCCUAUGUCUACCUUUUGCGCCAGAAUGACCUCGUCUGGGGUGGCAAAGUCAAGGUUGUCAAGACCGAUAUGCGAGCAUGGAAGGGUCCUAUCGUCUCUGAGGACGAGAAUGGACCUGUAUAUGGCAAGGUUGAUAUCCUCAUCUCUGAGCUUCUUGGUUCAUUCGGCGACAACGAGCUCUCUCCUGAAUGUCUUGACGGAAUCCAGCAUGUCAUGUCCACGCCCCAUGGAAUCUCCAUUCCCAGCUCUUACACCGCUCAUCUGAGCCCUAUCUCGACACCAAAGAUCCACGCUGAUAUCCUUUCGCGAGUAUCUGGAGACCCCAACGCUUUCGAGACACCCUGGGUUGUUCGCCUUUUCGCUCUCGACUUUGUUGCCGAGAAGGUGCCCAACAAGCCCCGAUUCCAGGAGGCCUGGGAAUUCUCUCACCCUAUUCCUGAAUCUUCGCUCGCGGCUCUGGAGGCAAAGCGCUCUGGUGGUGUUGUCGGAGGCGGCGGCGGUAGCAUGGCUGGUGCUGCUGGAGCCAACGACCACAACUCGCGAUAUACUCAUCUCACAUUUGUCUGCCGGACAAGAGGUGUUACCCAUGGAUUGGCGGGCUACUUUGAGUCGACUCUAUAUGAAUCUCAGAUUCCUGAGAACAAGGGAGAGAAGAUUGAAAUUAGCACACAUCCUGAGCGUAUCGAUGAGAAGAGCAAAGAUAUGAUCUCUUGGUUCCCCAUCUACUUCCCCCUGAAGGUAAAUUCCUUCUCCAGCAAGUAUCGAUGCGUACUAACAGAGUUGUAGAAACCUCUCUACUUCCCAGCUGAUACUGAGCUCGAGAUUAGCAUGUGGCGACAGACAGAUGACACCAAGGUGUGGUAUGAGUGGCUCGUCGAGGCUUUCACAUGGGUUAGCCCGACAAGCCGUGUCAAGGUUGCUUCCUCAGAUCUGUGCAGCAGUCGCCAAGUGGCAUGCUUGAUGUAGACGAAUGACCUGGAUCACGGCGAGAAGAACUGGCUGGGAUAAAUGAUGUGACGAAAGAAAAGCUUUGCUUAUGAGUUUGAAAAGGUUAGAAGUCUUGACGUUUGGGGACAGCCGUCGCUUGAAUUGUCAAGUGGCUGUAGCCUGGAUACGAGCUAACUGUUCUUCACAUGAUGGUUCACUAUUUGAGGAAAUCACAUAGCAUUUUUAAGACCGCUAUGAAGCUGGAGAGACAUCCUUAGCUUUGAAUAUCUACAUUGGCUGCCCUUGUGAUGGAGUAUCACGCGAUCAAGUCACGUAUUGUGAUCAAUGUUGUUGCUCUGUUGACUGUAGUAUAAACCGACACGAUACUGAAUGUCUCAAUGCACAUGAUGAGCAUUGAGACAUACUGUCUGCCAUAGUCUUUGUUGCUGGUCUAUUCACAUGCUAUGUUCCACUAGACCGAGCCUCAAUUGAAGUCGAAGUCGGUCAACUUCCGAUCAAUGCACAUGCUUUGUCUCACCUUAUAGGACACUUUACCUGGUCAUUUGGGGAGUAUAGGUGCCUAACAGAUGUAAUUACGGCUCGGUGGACGGGAAAGGUGAUGAUGCAUACGAUGAUACAAGACAAGGUCAUGGUUGACUUGUG
Molecule: messenger RNA, 3342 nt
Organism: Fusarium odoratissimum NRRL 54006
Lineage: Eukaryota; Fungi; Ascomycota; Sordariomycetes; Hypocreales; Nectriaceae
Product: protein arginine N-methyltransferase 5
Exons: 3
Coding region: 325-2538 (737 amino acids)
Biological process (GO): peptidyl-arginine N-methylation; regulation of DNA-templated transcription
Cellular component (GO): cytosol; nucleus
Source: RefSeq, a predicted model, not a curated record